Molecule: messenger RNA, 1119 nt
Organism: Parathielavia appendiculata
Lineage: Eukaryota; Fungi; Ascomycota; Sordariomycetes; Sordariales; Chaetomiaceae
Product: mitochondrial import inner membrane translocase, subunit Tim17/22
Exons: 2
Coding region: 102-719 (205 amino acids)
Biological process (GO): protein insertion into mitochondrial inner membrane
Cellular component (GO): TIM22 mitochondrial import inner membrane insertion complex
Molecular function (GO): transmembrane protein transporter activity
Source: RefSeq, a predicted model, not a curated record
CUCGCCGUACACAAUCUCCGCGACACGAUACAUUAGCCGAAUUUCCGGCACCAACGAUCGCUUCUCAAGAUUCAGAGACAAGAACCACUCCGUACAACACCAUGAACUUCCCCGGCGGCGGCGGUGGUAUCCCCGGCAUCCCCUCGGCGGGCGCGGGUGCCUCACCACCGGGGUCCGACCCGAAUGAUCCCAAUGUGAAAUGGCUCACGAACGCCAUGGAAUCGUGCUACGCCAAGACGGUCAUGAGCGGCGUCGCCGGUUUUGCGCUGGGCGGGGUCUUCGGCAUGUUCAUGGCCUCCAUGGCCUACGACACACCCUACCACGUCCCCGGCGCGCCGGCUGCUGCUGCUGUUGGAGGAGGAGGCACGGCGCCUCGCGUCGUCCCUGGCGUCCCGGGGUCUGCCGCCGCCUCCGUCGAGCUCUCGUCGCUGCCGCUCCGGAAACAACUCGCGCACGGGUUCAAGGAUAUGGGAACACGCUCGUGGAGUACAGCCAAGAAUUUUGGCGCUGUUGGGGCGCUGUUUAGUGGGAUUGAGUGUGGGAUCGAGGGGCUGAGAGCCAAGAAUGAUAUGGGCAAUGGCGUGGCGGCCGGGUGUUUGACCGGCGCGAUAUUAGCCCGCAAUGGAGGGCCGCAGGCGGCCGCGGUCGGGUGUGCCGGCUUCGCGGCGUUUAGUGCGGCUAUCGAUGCGUGGAUGCGGAUGCCGAAGGAUGAGGAUUAAGGCUGAGUGAGCUCUGGCCGGCAGGAGGGGUGGUGUACUGAUAUGGGUUGUCGGUUCUGUUUUGGCUGUUUGUUGAGAGCGUAGAAAGGGCUGGGUUUUGUUGUCCAUGGUUCUGGCGUUGGGGGACCAUUUGCAUAGAUACUGGGCUAAGGGUUGUUCACUUGGAGCGGGGUGUAGGCGAGUUGGCGGCUGUUCAUCACCCUCGAAGGACGCCCAAGAUCUACACUCGGUUGUUCAGAGUUGGACAGAAGAUACAGGAGUGAUUCCUACUAAACAUCUAUGAAGCGCCGCGAAAGGAGUUCGAUUCAAGUGUCGAAUAUCAAGCAAGCGUCGGCUGUUACCGACAUCGGCCACUACAAUUAAAAGCUGCAUGUAAUUUCAUCUAACGAGAAGGCUUCCC